Haemonchus placei is the source of this 2454-nucleotide messenger RNA. The record is from the annotation of a GenBank genome assembly. NCBI's taxonomy places the organism in Eukaryota, Metazoa, Nematoda, Chromadorea, Rhabditida, Trichostrongylidae.
AUGGAUAGUGAUGAUGAUGUUCAAGUGAUUUAUGAUAGCUGCAGUAGUGGAGCAUGGGAAACAGCGCGAGAGAAUUUGAAGAAAAUUUGCAAAACGGAAGAAAGUGAUCCAACGUCAGUGCCUUCCACCACAUCUGCUUCAGAAAACACCAGAAAUCAUAGUGAGAACUACCAAAUAUGGCGUCAAGACGGUGAACGCGUAAUGGAUUCAUGCAUUGGUUCAUCUUCGAAAACUAUCGAAACUGAGGAUGAUGCUGUCACCUCCAAUUCUGACACGAGUGCCGUCCCUCCUUCCGUGAAGCUGGAAUUGAUUGAUAUCCUUGAUGGGGAGGAUGACACCUCAUCGGUUGAGUUGCUUGAGGAUGACAGUGAAUAUACCAUUGGUGCCGAAACGGCUCUCCAUAAAGAUCCAACUGACCAUGUAGAAUCUGAUGAAAUGAAGGCUAUUUUACCCAACGAGAAUAAUUUAUUAGAUCCCGCCAAGGAUGGAUACACAAGUGCGCGAAGCCGAACAUUGACUCUUUCCGAAACUUCUUCUGUUGAAAACAGGGACCAGUUCUUCAUGGAACUUCAGGGCACUAAUCGGACAUCGACUCCCUCCACAUCAUCUCAAAGAGCUGGUCCUUCUGGGCAGUCUCCAGUAAAGCCAUCUGCCACAAGAGUUUGGCGGGAACGAUGUCAAUCACCGAUGAGUACAUAUUCCACAGAUAGCGAAUACUCCGCGCAGCUUCCGUUUUUUAUGGGGACAUAUAGUACAAGGAGUGUUGCAAGCAGUUUUGUCAGAAAUGUUGACCGAAUGCGCAUUGAUGAGGAGAGCGAGUCCCGGGCCAGAACUCCGCAGCCAAUUUCCCUCGAUGAAGUUUCCUCCACUUCUGAUUUAUCCAAGAAGAAGAUGUCCGGUGUGCAAGGCGAGUUAGCUAUGGCAGCACGAUGGGCAGAGGAUCACGAUCUAGGGCUCGAUGAUGAAGACGAAUUUUUGGAAUGUGAAGAUGAGGACCGUCCUCCAAGUACACGCGAUGAGCAAAUCACCUCCACUGAAAGGAACAGACCAGAAGAGACAAGAAAAGGAAAGACUGCCAGCUCAAACAGAUAUCGAUGUAGGAGCCAUAAAAGAACAAAAUCUACACGUCAGCCAUCGGAUAGGGAUAAGGUGGAUCACAGAUCGGCUCCCAGGUCAGAACAAACUGCUGGAACAUCGACGGGAAAUGUGCGGAAAAGGAAUAGCUCGCCGAUUCAACGCCAACUUUCGUCGCCUCGUGAACGAGGUGAACAGAGAAAACGAUUCGCCUCCGAUCGCACGAGUGAGCGAAGAAGAGAUCAAACGCAAUCGCGCUCUCGUGAAUCGCCACCGCGUUCGAACCAAGCGCGGAGCCCUCCCACUGACCCGAAACGUUCCACUGCUUCUGCGAAGAAAGCCCAAAGUUUACCUCGUUAUGUACCCGCCGAUCGUAGAUAUGAUUUCACUCGUUGGAUUGACUCGAAAGGAGAUUUUGUUCUUCACAAAAUCAAAGAUGUAGCCACGGGACUGGUAUCAGCUCCAUUAGGCUGCACAUACGACUCAUCUUUGGAUACGUUUGUGUUUACUCGUCAUGACAGCAUCCUCUUUUCUACUAGUGAAGGCCGAAUUUUGGAUAGUCUAACUCUGAAAGGCUUCGACCAGCCUUGCGCCAUAUGCAUCCUUCGACCGGGAGCUGCUAUGGGGAUCCUAGAUCGCUCAAAUUUGUAUCUGUAUGAACCGAAGUUGAAACGUCUAAGUAUUGUGGCUGACGGACUUGGUGCUCGUCACCGCGCACUGUCAUACACUUGUAACGGUGACUUCAUAACAGUUAAAAAGCAUGGCUCACAACUGUCUGCCACAAUCUUUGAUGCAACUGAUUACAACAAGAUAAUUGGAAGUUUUGUUUUCCCACAAUCUGAUGGAGUGUCGGUUCUUCAUGAACAACGUCAGCCGUGCUUCGCUGAUACUACGGGAAAUCAGAUAUUUUUCACAGAUUUACGGACUAAUACUCUCACGUGUAUGGAAAUGGAAGGCAAUCGACUUGUAAAGGUCUACAGCCGGUGUAUGCAGCAAUCACCUACGCAUCGUGGAGAGGAAGCUCGAAAACGAUUUGUCUUCAUGAGUGGGAUUCGGUGUGACGACUCCGGACACUUACUCGUCGCUGAUGCGAAAAAUCGAACGCUGAAGCUACUCACAACAUCGGGCCAAAUAUUAAAAUGCGCCAAGUUUGCCAAUGGGGCCAGUUUCCCUUAUUGUUCGGCUUUCGGUGUCUCGCCAUCUGGCAUGCUCAUGGCGUGCGAUCGAGCCAAUAGCCGAAUGGUUUUGUUUCGUAUCGGAGAAGAGUCAGUAUCUGAAGACGCCGUGAUUACCGACGAUGUGUUUGAUCGGAUGAUGGGCGAAACCGGUGUGGAGAAUGAAGUACGCCGAUUGAAGGAGAGAGCUCGAAGGGCAGCAUGA